Molecule: messenger RNA, 5314 nt
Organism: Orcinus orca (killer whale)
Lineage: Eukaryota; Metazoa; Chordata; Mammalia; Artiodactyla; Delphinidae
Product: zinc finger protein 607-like
Exons: 5
Coding region: 155-1432 (425 amino acids)
Biological process (GO): regulation of transcription by RNA polymerase II
Molecular function (GO): RNA polymerase II cis-regulatory region sequence-specific DNA binding; DNA-binding transcription factor activity
Source: RefSeq, a predicted model, not a curated record
GAAGCCCUAUGAAGAUGAAGAAUGUGGGAAGGCCUUUAGUUGUGCCUCAAACCUUGCUCAACAUGGAAGAGUUCAUAUUGGUCUGGAUUUUCUGGACUCUGCUUUUCUGGUAGAGGAGCCCAGAGGACUGAUCAUCUCUUGCAGGUCUAAAACCAUGGCCCAUGGAUCACUGACAUUCAGUGAUGUGGCCAUAGGCUUCUCUCAGCAGGAGUGGGAAUGUCUUGACCUCGUUCAGAAGACUUUGUACCGGGAUGUGAUGAUGGAGAACUAUGGUAACUUGGUCUCACUGGGCCAUUCCAUUUCUAAGCCAAAUGUAAUUACCUUACUGGAGCAAGGAAAAGAACCCUGGAUGUUUAUGAGAGAAAAAACAAGAAGUUGGUGUACAGAUUUGGACUCAAGAUACGAAAUAAUCAGCAAUGGAAAAACAUACAUUUAUACAAAACGUUCAUCUCUUACUCUACAUCACAGAAUUGAUAAUGGAGAGAAACCAUAUGAAUGUAAGGAAUGUGGGAAGGCCUUUAGUCAUCAUACAGACCUAAGAGUACAUCAAAUAAUUCAUACUGGUGAGAAACCAUAUGAAUGUAAGGAAUGUGGCAAGGCGUUUAGUCGUCAUACAGACCUAAGAGUACAUCAAAUAAUUCAUACUGGUGAGAAACCAUAUGAAUGUAGGGAAUGUGGCAAGGCCUUUAGUCGUCUUACAGACUUUAAAGUAGAUAAGAGAAUUCAUACUGGUGAGAAACCCUAUGAAUGUGAAGAAUGUGGGAAGGCCUUUAGUCGUGCCUCAAACCUUGCUCAACAUGGAAGAGUUCAUACUGGUGAGAAAUCCUAUGGAUGUAAGGAAUGUGGGAAGGCCUUUAGUGACGUUGGAACACUUAGAAUACAUCAGAGAAUUCAUACUGGUGAGAAGCCCUAUGAAUGUAAGGAAUGUGGGAAGGCCUUUAGUCAAGCCUCAAACCUUAUACAACAUGACAGGAUUCAUACUGGUGAAAAACCCUAUGAAUGUAAAGAUUGUGGGAAGGCUUUUAGUCAUGCUUCACAUCUUGUUAGACAUGAGAGAAUUCAUACUGGUGAGAAACCCUAUGAAUGUAAGGAGUGUGGAAAGACUUUUAGGAGUAGCCAUCAACUUACUAUACACCACAGAUUUCAUACUGGUGAGAAACCCUAUGAAUGUAAGGCAUGUGGGAAGGCGUUUAGUGUGUAUGGAUGCCUUACUCGACAUCAGAGUAUUCACAGUGGUGAGAAACCUUUUGAGUGUAACAAAUGCGGGAAGUCCUUUAGGCUCAGUUCAAGCCUUAAAGUACAUCAGAGUAUUCACACUGGUGAAAAACCCUUUGGAUGCCACAAAUGCGGGAAGUCCUUUAGACUUAGUUCAAUGCUUAAGGUACAUCACAGAAUUCAUACUGGAGAGAGACUUUAUGGGAUAUAUGUAUAGUAGACAGUGGAAUUAUACCACUUGAGAAACAAUUUAAAUGAAGAGAAUAUGAGAAGGAUUUUACAUGGUUCAGUUCUUAUAAAGCAUCAAAUAAUUUAGGCUGGCAGGAACUCCUUGGAAUUUAAACAAUGUUUUAAGUUUUUCAGUUAUGAUCCAAAUACUGUUCACCUUCAGAGAAUUUAUACUGUACUUUAUAUUAGAAAGUCACUUAUGGCAUUCCCCCUUUUUCACUAUUUACUGAGUGCCCAGGCUCUUUGGCCAAGGUUGCAAGGCAGAUAAGUGCCACCAAGAAAAAGACCAGUGCAUGAUUUGAGGUCAUGGAGAAUAGUAAAAAUACACCCCAGGAUCAAGUAGAACAGCGUUUACUUAUAGCAAGAGAGGAGAUAGGAUGCACAAGUUCUAGUUCCUUGCAAUGUGUCAGUAACCCAUAGCCAGCCGAUCAACUCCACAUCUGACAACGGCAAUACAGUUGCACACAGCCCACUUUGUUCUGCAGUGGCAGGACACAAACUCCUUCCCUGUGGGGUGUGACAUCCAGAAAACUGGGGGCAUGCCUGAGUGCCACUAACACCCGUGAUUAAGCAGAACAAAGGAGUACGCAUUAAGUCUGACACAGAGAUAGCUAUUCAUGGCAGUAAGCCCAGCAGAGGCUGUGAAGGUUCUGUAUUUUUUGGUAAAGACGUGUACAGCCCCAACAAGGACCAUCUUUUUUUCCCACCAGCUUUACUGAAGUAUGAUUGACAAAGAAAACUAAAUUUAAGGCAUACAAGUGGUGCUAAAGGGGAAUGUUUGGCUAUAAAUGCUUAUAUUAAAAAACAAGAGAGGUCUCAAAUUAGCAACCUAACUUUACAGCUUAAAGAACUAGAAAAAGAACAAACAACACAAAGCUAGCAGAAGGAGAAAUAAAGAAUAGAGCAGUGGUAUAUGAAAUAAGAGAACAGAAUAACAACAGAGAAAAUCUUGAAACCAGAAGUUCUUCAAAAAGAUCAACAAAAUUGGCAAACCUUUAGCUAAAUGAGCUAAGAAAAAAGGGAGGAGACUCAAAUUACUAAAAUCAAAAGUGAAAGUGGGUAAAUUAACUAUACUUGAAUUUAAAAAAAGUUGUGAUACAAAAUUAAAAAAUAAAUUCACACACAAAAAAGUGUAAGUGGGGAGACAUUACUACCAAUUAUACAGAAAUAAAGGGAUUAUGAGAGUACUAUGAACAAUUGUAUGCCAAAAAUUGGAUAGCCUAGGUGAAAUGGACAAAUUCCUAGAAACAAAACCAUGGAGUUAAACAUGAAUAAAUAGAAAACCUGAAUAGCUGGUAACUACUCUAUAAGUAGUAAGGAAAUUGACUCAGUCACAAAAAAAAUCUUCCAAUAGGGAGUUCACUGGUGGCCUAGUGGUUAGGAUUCCAGGCUUUCACUGCCAUGGCCUGGGUUCAAUCCCUGGUUGGAGAACUAAGAUCCUGCAAGCCAUGCAGCAUGGCCAAAAAAAUACCUCCCAACAAAGAAAAGUCCUGGAUCUGGUGGCUUCACUGGUGAAUUUAAACAAGUACUAAUACUAAUCUUUCUCAAACUUUUCAAAAAAGUUGAAGAGGAGGGAAUACUUCCUACCUGAUUCUUUGAGACCAGCACAACCCUGUUACCAAAGCUACUCAAAAACACUGCAAGAAAGAAAACUACAGAACAUUGUCUCUUAUGAUCAUUGAUUUUAAAAUCCUCAACAGAGUACUAGCAAAAAAUUCAGCAGCAUAUUAAAAGAAUUAUACAAAAUGACCAAAUGGGAUUUAUUACUGAAAUGCAAGGAUGGUUCAUCAUAUGAAAGUUCAUCAGUGUAAUAUGUCACAUCAACAAAAUGAAGGAAGAAAACGAUCAUCUCAAUGAAUGCAGAAAAAACAUUUGACAGAAUUCAACACCCUUUUAUGAUAAAAACACUCAACAAAAUAGGAACAGAAGGAAAUCAUCUCAAUCAUAACAAAAGCUAUAUAUGAAACUAUCUCCACAAAAUAAAAGCUAUAUGAAAGACCCACAGCAAACAUAAUAUUUGAUAAACGUCAAGAUUUUAUCUAAUAUCAGGAAACAAGACAAGCAUGCCUGCUUUCACCACUUCUAUUCAAUGUAGUACUGGAAGUUCUCAGCAGAUCAUUUAUGCAAGAAAAAUAAAGGCAUCCAAAUUCGAAAGGAAGAAGUAAAAUCAUCUCUGUUUAUAGGUGACAUGAUGUUAUAUGUAGAAAACCCUCAGGAUUCCAUAAGAAAGCUGUUAGAUCUAAUAAAUGAAUUCAGCAAAGUUUCAGGAUGCAAAGUCAACAUGUAAAAAUCAAUUGCAUUUCUAUACACUAACAAUGAACAAUAUGAAAAGGAAAUUUCAAAAACAAGUCCAUUUACAGUAGCAUCAAAAAGAAUGAAAUAGUGGAAUUAACCAAGGAAGUAAAAGAUUUGUACAAUGAAAGCUGCAAAACAUUGCUGAAAGAAACUAUAGAAGACAUAAAUAAAUGGAAACACAUCCCACGUUCAUGGAUUAGAAGACUUAAUGUUAUUAAAAUGCCAGUACUAAUGAAAGCAAUCUACAGAUUCAAUGCAAUUCCUAUCAAAAUCCCAAUGAUGUUUUUGGCAGAAAUACAAAAACCCACUCUAAAAUUCAUAUGGAAUCUCAAAGGACUGCCAGUAGCCAUAACAAUCUUGAACAAAUCUGGAGGACUCACACUUCUUGAUUUCAAAACUUACUACAAAGCACCAGUAAUCAAAACAGUGUGGUACUUGCAUAAAGACAGACAUAUCAACAAAUGGAAUAGAACAGAGAGCCCACAAGUAAUCCCUUAUGUAUAUGGUCAAGUGAUUUUUUUUUUUUUUUUUUUUUUUUGCGGUACACGGGCCUCUCACUGUUGUGGCCUCUCCCCUUGUGGAACACAGGCUCCGGACGCGCAGGCUCAGCGGCCAUGGCUCAUGGGCCCAGCCGCUCCGUGGCGUGUGGGAUCCUCCCAGACCGGGGCACGAACCCGUGUCCCCUGCAUUGGCAGGCAGACUCUCAACCACUGCGCCACCAGGGGACCCCGAAAAGAGGACUUUUAAAACUCAAAUGAGUAAACUUAACUUAUUCCAACUGUUGUUUAUAAACUAAUAAGUUUUAUAUUGAAAUACUUGAUUCAUGACUAGGUUUUAAAAUGAAGCUAUGAGAUCUCUGAUUCUAUCUUUAUGUAAAAAUUAAUUCGUAAAUGAGCUCUAAUUGGCUUAAAGGAAAAUAAGUGCUUACAAGUCAAACAUUUCUAAAUACAACAAAUUAAAGUUUGAAAGGAUCACAUGAUCCAGGACUGAUUUUUAAUGAGUGAAAACACGUUUAAGUUUGUUGGUUUAAUUAAUACAGACAUGUUUUUAAAGUCAUCAAUAUUAAGUAUAAUACGUUGGAUGUACUAGGUUUACUGAAAGUCUGUAAAUUCAUAAUAUUUCUGUCACAAAAUUUAUCAGUAAGAAGCGUUGUUAUGAUAAUAUUUACAUAAAUAAUAAUAGAGAUAAAUGGAAUAGAAGAUUUUAGGUGAACUCUUUAGAAAUAAGUAUGUUUUAGUUUUUCUAGAUUUUUGGUAACAAAACUCUAGAAGAUGUAAUAGGCAUACAGAAAGGGAUGCUUUGUGAGGCUUCAGUGUGAGCUCUGCACUUCAGAUAAGAGAAGGGAACUCAGCACACCGGGGGAAAUGGCACCUGUGUAACUAGUAGAUUUUUUGUUUUGUUUUUCUUUGCUUUUAUUGACAUGAAUCAUUGUUUACUACUCAUUUAAACAUUUCUAGAAGGUCCAACUUUUUUGUUUUUUGGCCUCGCCGUGCUGGCAUGUGGGAUCCUAGUUCCUCAACCAGGAAUUGAAUCUGCGUGCCCCCCUUACCCCCCAUCUCCAUCCCCGCAGUGGAAA